This is a messenger RNA of Sporothrix schenckii 1099-18, 1959 nucleotides long. RefSeq lists its product as uncharacterized. Bases 1 to 1959 code for a protein of 652 amino acids. The record is from RefSeq and is a predicted model, not a curated record. NCBI's taxonomy places the organism in Eukaryota, Fungi, Ascomycota, Sordariomycetes, Ophiostomatales, Ophiostomataceae. Gene Ontology annotation, biological process: regulation of DNA-templated transcription. Gene Ontology annotation, molecular function: zinc ion binding; DNA-binding transcription factor activity, RNA polymerase II-specific. The transcript has 2 exons.
AUGGUGUCCCAAGCCUACAACCAUCUUGGCGACAAGCGACACAACCGGGCCUUUUCCCCGUAUGUUGGCAGCUCCGGCUACGCCGAGGCACGUGUCUAUGUGCCGCCGCAGCCAGACACGCGGACGCUGAUGAGCGAGCAUCAGACGAACCCGCCGGAUCCGCCCCGGAAGCGGAUUGCCGUUGCGUGUGGCCGGUGUCGCCAGCGAAAGAUCCGGUGCAGCGGCGAUCUGGGCCAGAACAUGCCCUGUUCCAACUGCAAGAGCGCCGGCGUGACGCAGUGCCUCUUCUUGCGCGUGUCCUCCCGCGAGACACCCAUCAAAAGCGACCUGGCUCUUGGCCAGCUCGGCGGCGCCCUGUCGGGCCACGCGGGCAGCAGCCUCCGCAGCGAGUUCAACUACAAUCCGGUCAUUGCCCGCACCCUCGCCAGCCACGCGGCCGUCCCGCCAUCGCCCAACUACAGCACCUACUCGUGCCCCAGCGGCAGCACCAAUACGGCGGGCAGCAUCGGCGGCAGUGUCGGGGCCAGCACCAUUGGCCGUGCCAGUGGCGGUACCAGCGGUGGUCCCAGUGGUGGUACCUGUGCAAGCGACUUUGCUGCCGCCGGCGAGCCGCUCCGGUCGUCCAGUCUCCACCCCUACGUCAACAAAUCGUACUUGUCCAGCAUGACGCCGUGGGGCGCCGGCUACGGCGAGGACUGUGUCGACUACACCGUCCCCGCCUGCAGCCCGUAUGCCGUGGCCAGCGACGCGGCGGGCCAGUUGGUGUCGUACCAGCCCUGGGACGUGCGGUCGAAGCAGGUCAAUGUUGGUGUUGGUACCAUCCCGGACGCCUUGUCAGUGCCGUCGGUACCGCCAGUGAAUCCCACAACCAAGACCUCGGACAGCGCGACGGCCAGCUCGCCUGGUCCCAGCCCUGUUCAUCACACGUCUCGUCAUGGCAACACGGGCACGAGCAGCACGUCCAACACCACCACUGCCAGCUCCACGGCCAACACCACGCCCUACGCCUCGGCCAGCACCACAGCGGAUGCUCUGUCACCCAACACGACCAGCGGGGCCACCAGUCUCGUCUACCGUCUCGCCACGGACGCCGACAACGAUGACUAUCGCCAUGCCAAUUCGUCUCUGCCGCUCAGCGAUCGGCUGCUUGGCCACACCCUACCGAGUUCGCUGGCGAGCAAGUCGUCUGUGUCUGCCGCAUAUGCUGCCCGCCGUGGUGCGCCCAGCCCUGUGCCCGGCCCCCAUCCCCAUGCUCAUCCUCAUUCCCAUGCUCAUGCUGUGCCGCACUCGAUCCCGCAUUCCGUGCCGGCCCGCUCGUCAGCCGUCACACCGUACAACACGGCGCCAUACACGAGCCACACGAGCCACAUGAGCCAGCCCAGUGGUGGUAGUGGUAGUACCACCGACCAUGUCUCACCCCUGUCCCUGGGCGCAUCCUCGGGCUCGUCCCUCGGUCCGCCGCUGGGCUACCCGACACGCGCCAGCCCGGUCGACCAUCAUGCCGGGUACGGCUCGGCAAGCGCCUCCAUCACGAGCGGCGGUGGCCUCUUUAGUGACCAAGACCGCGAGGUCGGCCUGCAAGGCUCCGGCGGCGGCCCGUCCUCGUCUGCGUCGUACCUCAGCAGCUACACCUACGCGCCCGGCACGCCGCGGCCGUCGAGCGCCGCCAUGGCCCGCCAAAAGAGCAAGAAGAAGACGGCCUCCUCCGAGAGCCUGGUGCCGAGCAACGUGGCCCAGACAUCAUCGACGGCGGCCGUUGCCACCACCGGUUCCCCAGCACCGACAACGACAGCGGCAGCAGCCAUGCACCGCGUGUACAGCCCGACAGACGGCCCGGCACCGCCGCCUUUGUACGAACACGAACCACAGCACCAUGACACGCGCAGCGACACUCUCUGCACUGGCAGUCAUAGCCAAGACCUGCAGCACACUCAACAUGCACCCAACUACCGUGUUUGA